GUUUUCACUUAUAUCAUUAGUUUUUAUUUUCUGUCCUGCAAGUGAAUAUCCGAUUUGAAUUACUUUGUCAGUGAUUUUAUAUCAUUUUAUGUAUAGUUUAUAAAAUUACUUUUAUUCUCACAGCAUCAGCUUAUGCCAAAUGCAUUGAAAAUUGUAGACAAUUUGCUCAAUCUCGUAACUUUUGAGGUGGAAGGCUAUAGUUAAUGAGUAAAAACAAAAAUAAAAACAAACUUUCCACUUACUACUUAACCGAAAACCUAAAAUAUUUUUUUGUAAUGGAGUCAAACCUUAUACUAUUCUUCUAUUCUUACCGGGUAAACUUAUAUUUCUUGACUUCAUAGAAAAUUACUAAUUUGAUACUUUGACCACAAGUAUUUAGGUGUUGGUAAAAUAUUUUUCUUCAAUAAAAUUUAUUCAAUUUCACUUUAGAAAUGAAGCACCAUAAAGUGACAUGGACCUUAUCUACUUCGCAGUUUAUGUUCCACAUGUUUGCUUCUAAGUUUUUCUAGCUGAUUUAUUUAUUCACUUGCUUACUUUUUAUCUUUGAAUACCCCUGAAGAAAACCAAAAACACAGAACAAGAACAAAUGUUCCCUCCUAUCAAAUUCAUCUUCCUUGUCACUGUAUACACACUCUUGUUUCCUUCAAUUGCAUUUGAAUCAGAAUCCACAGACCCAAUUCCAGAGCCAUGGCCUCACCAAUUCCACGCCAUUACAAUCAUGAACUACACUCAAGGUCUUAGGAAAGUGGACCUUUGGUACGAUUGGCCAAACAAAAGGUACAUGCAUAUAAACCAAUAUCAAUUGGGAAAGACUUUGUAUGGUGUUGAAUGGCAAAAUGGUACUUCCUUUUAUUUCACUUUGGAUUCUACUCAGGAGUGUACUGUUAGGCAUUUCCCAGUGGGAAUUCUUAGACCUAAUUGGCUUGAAGGUUCAAAUUAUGUAGGACAAAAGUACAAGGAUGGAUUCCUUUGUAAUGUUUGGGACAAGGUUGGUUUCUUACGGUAUUACGAGGAUGCUGUUACCAAGAUUCCUGUUUAUUGGCAUUUUUAUGAUGGUUUGGUUGAACAUAUAAUGGCAUUUGAGGUGGAGAAAGUGCUGGAGGAUUCAAAGUGGCAAGCCCCUGCUUACUGCUUCAAGGAGGUCGAGAAAGAAAGUAUAUCUUUGCUAGAAAACUUGGCUACCUCUCACUUCCGAGAUGUCGUGAACGGGGAGGUAGCAGAGAAUUGACAUAUUAAUCGAGUGAUCCUAUGAUAGACAUUGUUUACCAUGUUAUGUUGCUUCGAGUCGGAAGGUGGAACCAAGUUUUCUUAGUGAUGUUAUUGUGUAUACAAAGUAUAUAUAUAUACCAUCACUUUAAUUUAUA
Messenger RNA from Nicotiana tabacum (common tobacco), 1364 nucleotides. RefSeq lists its product as uncharacterized. The record is from RefSeq and is a predicted model, not a curated record. NCBI's taxonomy places the organism in Eukaryota, Viridiplantae, Streptophyta, Magnoliopsida, Solanales, Solanaceae.